CAACUGAGCGAAUGGGAGACGGGGAGAGUGAAGCAGCACAACAAUAGUUGGCUGCUCUUCUGGCCGUGGACUCAGAGACGGAGCGAGAGCUCAGAGGGACACACGGGGCGCUCCGUAAACCCGAUGCAGGCACAUCACAGCUGGCUUUUACGCACAGACGUGCUUACUUUUUGUCCUUCAUCCUGCUCUCUGCGUGGCGACCAUUCUUCUUCUUCACUCUUCUGAAUUUUUGACGCGGCAGCAUUUCAAUAAUUGGUUUUGGUCGUUUUGUGGGAUCCUUUUGCCACCGGUGAACUCAACGAGGGUGCCCACAGACAUUUCGGACUAGUUUCUUGUUUUCCACGCCGCUGACCUGUGGUGGACUUGAACUUCAGCGACAGAGCUUGGUCAACCUGGGACUGUGACCCAUCCCGACUCUGGGCUCUCCUCAGUCGGCCCGAGAGGAGAAAACACUUUCUGUCCGUUCAGACAUUUCCUGCACGGAAAAAAGGCUCACUCCAUCCCUGAAAGAAGGGGCACCAGAACAUUUCCAUUUGUGUGUGUGUGUGUGUGUGUGUGUGUGUGUGUGCGCGCGCCAGUGUUUUUUAUGUGAGCGGGCGGCACCGAGCGUGUACCGGGGGAUGCCUUUGGAUGUGGUGAUUGCCCCAGCGGAGGACUGCUUUUGGCCCGACCGGCGGGACACAGACAUGAGGCUGAAGAUCAGAGUUCGCCGGAUGAAAGAGGGGAGAGAGCUAAGAGGAGGUUUUGCUGCUUUCUCCUCCUGUUUUCCGGGCCUCUGUGAAGGGAAGCCUGCCACUGCUCUACCUAUGAGCUUGUCCCAGCCCUGCUUGCCUGUGGCUAAUGUAGGGCCCACCCGCAUCCUGCCACACCUCUACCUGGGCUCACAGAAGGAUGUCCUCAACAAGGAUCUGAUGGCUCAGAAUGGCAUUACCUAUGUGCUGAAUGCCAGCAACACCUGCCCAAAGCCCGACUUCAUCAGCGAAAGCCACUUCAUGCGCAUCCCAGUCAACGACAACUACUGCGAGAAGUUGCUUCCAUGGCUGGACAAAACUAACGAAUUCAUAGACAGAGCUAAGGUGUCAAACUGCAGAGUCAUUGUGCACUGCCUGGCUGGAAUCUCGCGUUCAGCAACCAUCGCCAUUGCAUACAUCAUGAAGACAAUGGGCUUGUCAUCAGAUGAUGCCUACAGGUUUGUAAAGGACCGAAGACCGUCCAUUUCCCCCAACUUCAACUUCCUGGGUCAGCUUCUAGAGUUUGAGAAGGGCCUGCGAUUACUGUUGUCUCUGACUUCAACCUCUGAUGACAAGGUGCCCGAAAACAACGCAAACCAAAGCUCAGAGGUGGAGAUGAACGGUCACCGCAGCAAUUACGACUCAUCCGUGGCAGAUGCCAACACCCCGCCAGAACCCAAGCUGCCGUCACCCACCUCCCUCCAGCAAGGCUUCAACGGCCUGAACCUCUCGGCCGAAAGAAUCAUGGACACUAACCGGCUGAAGCGCUCCUUCUCCCUUGACAUUAAGUCGGUCUACUCCCCAAACAGUCCCAGCCUCUGCCCCAGCCAGGCACCCGCACACUCUGAAGACGUCCCAAAGCUGUGCAAGCUCGACAGCCCCGGAACCGGCACCUCCAACGGUGUCUGCUCUCAGUCUCCCGUCCUCGACAGCCCCAGCUCAGCUGACUCACCGUUCCCCUCGCCGGGCGGCGGGGGCAGCAUCGGAGGUUUGGGGCUCCGGGGAAGCGAAGGAAUCCACCGCACUGGUUCUUCCUCAUCGAGACCCAGGAGGAAACCCAAGCAUUGCUCCGGCGGUUCCCCCGUCCACUCCCAACCUCCACAGUCCCUCAGCUUGUCGCUGGACCACAAGAUGCCCAGCCCGGACGAGAAGCUGAAGGGCUCCCUCCUCCUUUCACUACCCUCCCUGCCCACCGCGGGGUCCGGGUCCAUGUGGACCAAACACAGAGACACUGUCCAGGCCACAACUCCCGUCACUCCCACCGCAGACGCCCCCUGGCACUUUGGGGCGGUGGAGGUGGGCGAGAGAGAGAUGGAGCUGGGCGGAGGAGAGGAGUCGUCGGUGAGGUUCGGGAGCAGCUCGGCGUACUUGGCGUUCGGCUGCAGCGAAGGUGUGCGGUUGCGGGAGAAGCCCUCAGCGCCACUGACACAGAGAGACCACCGAGACGGCGUGUCGUCCACGGCGGCCCUGUCCAACAGUCCGAACAACGGCGGGCCCGCUUUGGACAAGCAGUUCAAGCGGCGCAGCUGCCAGAUGGAGUUCGAGGAGGGCAUCUCCGAGACGCGAUCCCGAGAAGAACUCGGGAAGAUCGGGAAGCAGUCGAGCUUCUCCGGGAGCAUGGAGAUCAUUGAGGUAUCCUGACAGAUAAUGGACGUGAUCGGAGCUGUGCCCUGGGGGUUGCAAAUGGACCUGUUCAGAGGGAGGGCGAAAGGAGACGAAGUGGAAGAGGCUUUUGUUUUGCUCCCCUGACAGACAGUGUUAAAGACUCCUACCGAGAGAAGUGGAUGCGUCAAUGUGAAAUGUAAAAGUCUUGGGGAGGGUGGGGUGAAGGAGGGUGGGGUAAAGGAGUAGGUACUGAAAAGCUUAAAUCAAUGUCGCAGGAAAAAGAAACAACCCAGAACUCUUGUCAUGUUGCAUCCUCACUAUACAGAAUAUCCUUCAUUUGAGUUUGGACACAAACGGCUUGCCUGCGGUCACAUGUAUUGUUCUUUAAUGGGUGUUUAGCUUGUGAUUUGAACCAAGCUUCAUGUUUCCUACCAAAGCUUUACCCCAGUGUUAGAGCCUCGCACAGCUAUGUCCCCCCCCCCCCCCCCCCCUCCUCGUCCUCCUCCUUCUCCCAGUGGCUCUGCCUGCUACCGGCUCUGCAUAGCAACAUCAGACAACAAUAACAGACUCCUUAACAGCACCGUUCUCCUCACAUCACCAGAGCACAAGGCAGAGAGAUCCCUGGGACUUCAUCUUACGGCGGUACUGUUUCCAGACAAUGAAGGACCCUCAGCAUUUUGUUGCUGAAAAGACUUUUGAAGACUCGUAGUGACGGACAGUGUUCCCCCCCCCUUAAAGCACAGUGUGUCCUUCCUGACUCCGGUUCCCUUGUUUCCAGUGUUAACAGCCAGAUGGGACUGAGGUUUCGGGAAGGGUGGCGAGGGUUUGCUUUGACGGCCCUUCAGCUCCUUUAUAGACAUCCCUGACCCCUCUCCCACUGCUCCCAGUCACCAUCUACGGUCACCACUGAGCAUGCACCAGAAAGGCUGACUACAGAAAGACAAAUACUAUAUAUACAAUAUGAAUAUAUAUAGCAAUUUUAUUGGACUUCUAAUGGACUUUUUUGUUCAGUUAUAGUUAAUUUAUUGUAUUGGUUCAUUCUGGUAAUGAGAAAUAAUAUAAUGUUUUGUGGAUUUAUUUCUUUUUUUUCUUGUUGAAAUAUUAUUAUUUGCUGUAAGGUAUUUAUGAACACACACUCAAACAAAUACAUACAUUCAACAAAAUCAAGCAAGCAAUAUGUGCUGUUCCUUCUUUGGGGCGAGGGACUUUGAAAUGCACCUUUCUGUUUUCUGAUAACCAAGUUGGGUUGCCCCUCACUCCCAUGGCAACAGGAUGCUCUGAAAACUAAGGCUAAGAGUAUUGGAGGUCAAGAUAUGGAGCUUCUGUUUCCUAUUUGUAGGACGGUAAAGACAUCCCACCCAAACAGGAUCUUCAAUGUGCAUUCUGGGGAUUCAUCACAAUCGAGGACUCGAGGGUCGUCUAAAAACUUUGCUCGGUUGUGCAGAGGAACAAAAUAGCCGCGGCGCACCCUUUGAUCGCUCGUGCAAAGUAAAACGUGUCCGGCCAGCGCCACGACAACUUGGCCAUCUAUUCACGAGUUUGAGAUUUACAGACGAGUGAGUUCUUCACCUUCAUUGCGCGUUCCACCAAAGCCCAAAUGAACACACACACACACACACACACACACACAAUUCUCUUUGCAUUUACAGAUAUGUUCCCACGUGUAAAGCAUAGGAGGCCCUUCACACCCUUUUGUUCAUUCUCAGGGGAUCUUUCAGCGAGCCAAGCCCAGCACCGGGGACACACGUCGGCACAGUGCAUGUCCGAAAAGCUCCUUCUCUUUCUGUCUUUUUUUUUUUUUUUUUUGCUCUUAUUUCUGACUUUCCAAAGCUUUAACAACUUUACAGAAUGGAAAGAAAAAAAACUGAUCUUGAUGAAAAUGUUGCUCUCCUGGUAUUUAUUUAUGAUGUAAAAUGUGUUUAUUUUUCCUUUUGACCCCUGAUUAGCUUCUCUCUCUGGUGAUCUUUGACCUUGGCUGCAGCAGCUAUAGUAGAUUCCUCCGUUUUCCCUGAGGUUCAAGCGACGUCUCCUCACCCUUCUCCCUAUAUUUUUAAGAAAUGUUAUUAGAAUUAUUUAUGACAUGUAACAAAGAUGAUGCAGGCUGUCCCAUUUGCUAAAAUUCUUGUUAUUGAAAUAUUAUUAUUAUUAUUAUUAUUACUAUGUUGUGUAAAUAGCAACUCAUCUAUGAACACUGAAGAAUACAGAUGAGUUUUUAAAAGAAAAUCCUGAUACCUUAGGCUGCUUGACGCAAAAAUACCUCAGGUUCUAUUGAAAGGCUUUUCCUUCCCCUGUACAUGUUUUGUGAAAAUGAGACAAAAAUACAGACAUGGUCAAAUACAA
Pungitius pungitius (ninespine stickleback) is the source of this 4676-nucleotide messenger RNA. It is a transcript of the gene dusp8a, whose product is annotated as dual specificity phosphatase 8a. The coding region runs from base 621 to 2372 and encodes 583 amino acids. Gene Ontology annotation, biological process: negative regulation of MAPK cascade; protein dephosphorylation. Lineage: Eukaryota; Metazoa; Chordata; Actinopteri; Perciformes; Gasterosteidae. The transcript is spliced from 5 exons. Gene Ontology annotation, molecular function: MAP kinase tyrosine phosphatase activity; protein tyrosine/threonine phosphatase activity; MAP kinase tyrosine/serine/threonine phosphatase activity. The record is from RefSeq and is a predicted model, not a curated record. Gene Ontology annotation, cellular component: cytoplasm.